This is a messenger RNA of Klebsormidium nitens, 1656 nucleotides long. Lineage: Eukaryota; Viridiplantae; Streptophyta; Klebsormidiophyceae; Klebsormidiales; Klebsormidiaceae. The record is from the annotation of a GenBank genome assembly.
GGGGUACCACGAAGGUCUAGAUAGCUCGUCUUUAUCUCUCACGCAAAAGCUGCCUGUGGCAAAAACUUGUUUCUGCAUCUGCGCGACCGAUCAAAGCUGGUCCUAAGCAACAAACUGCAAGCACCUGAUCACUUUUGUUGAUUCUAUCACAAAUUCGAAACAUGGCGGAGCCGUAUGGUUUUCUGGGCCUCGGCAUAAUGGGCACCGCCAUGGUGCGCAACCUGAUCAAGGCGGGGAAGAAAGUGGUGGUGUGGAACAGGACGGCCAGCAAAUGUGAGGAGCUAGUGCAAGAGGGGGCAAAAGCUGGCAAAAGCCCCGCCGAUGUCGUGGCGCAGUGCCCAAUCACCUUUGCAAUGCUGGCGCAGGAUGAAGUUGCACUGGAGGUUACUUUUGGACCUGACGGUGUUUUGAACGGGAUCAAGGAGGGAAAGGCGUACGUUGAUGCAUCGACAGUGGGACCUAACACUUCCAAGAAGAUCAGCGAUGCGGUCACAAAAAAGGGCGGGCGCUAUUUGGAGGCACCUGUCUCGGGAACAAAGCAGCCCGCAGAACAGGGCAAGCUCAUCUUCUUAACUGCAGGGGACAAGUCCCUCUUCUCGGACGUCAAGCCCGCGCUCGACAUCCUCGGCAGCAAGGCCCUGUUCCUGGGUGACGUCGGCAACGGCGCCAGAAUGAAGGUUACCGUUAACAUGGUUAUGGGAACCAUGCUUAACGCACUUUCUGAAGGCCUAGCGCUCAGUGAGAAAGCGGGUUUAAGCCAAGAGUCGCUUCUGGAAGUUCUCGACGCGGGUGCGAUGUCGUGCGGACUGUUCAAAACAAAGGGUCCGGAGAUGUUGAAGGGGGAGUAUCCGGUGUCGUUUCCGCUGAAGCAUCAUCAGAAGGAUAUGAGGCUCGCGCUUGCGGUCGGAGACGAGGUGGCGCAACCGCUGCCAGUCGCCGCGGCCGCUGAUCAGAACUUCAUCCUGGCCAAGAGUCUUGGCUACGGCAAUGAAGACACGGCCGCCGUCUACAAAGCUCUCCGCGGCACGGAGAAGAGGGUCUAACCUUUCGAGCGCGUCGAGCGAACUUCAUAAGUUUUUUGCCGAGAUUGGCGGCAAAGUUGCCAUAAUCAUGUAUUUAGCGCACGCUAUAUAUUCUCGCGGCAGCUGCUUCAUUUGAUGACCAGGAAAAGCAACGACGUUUACAGUGCUUUACAAUGGUUUGAAGGAUUUCAUUCAAAAGGCGGUUGCUUAGGCACUAUAGCGGUUGGAAUUCGAACGUUAGAAAGCGAAUGAGUUGGCGGAGGCGGAUUCAGAAUUGGCGAGAAAGAAGCAAUUUAGAUUUACAUAUGGGCUCUUCAAAAGAAGCUUUAUUAAGUCGGAGACAUUUAAGCUUUGCUUUUUGCGCGCGCGCUCGCGUGAUAACAGUCGGUAUAGAAAGAAGAUAUGUUGUUAUAAGAACCGUGUUCAAAAGAUUUCGGAAGGAUAGUACAAAUGCAACUAGCUAGCUCGCGGUAGAUGCAAUCGUAGUCGAUCUCAAGACCGUAUCAGUCUGUCGGAUUGAACACGAAAUAGGUUCCCAGCAAAUGUCCUUGUCACGUCAGGCCCGGUGCCUGCCGCCAUCCAAUGUGUAGAUGCAAUGUAUAUAACCAUUAGAGAGCUCUUCUUCAAAUCUGCA